AUGGCCUUCACUGGUAAGGAAAGCACCAGCAGAAACAGAAGUGAUAAUCAAAUUACAUUUGCAUACAGAGAAGAGAAAACCAAAACACUCUCAAAUGGCGUUGCAGUGGAUGAUACUCACUUACGUCGUCGCCGUGGAGGCGGUUCUAGCGGCGGUCUUAACCAUUCCAUCACCGAAGCUUUUGAAGUAUCGAUUGGUGUCUCUUGUCUCUCUCCUUCUCCAACCUGCUCUCUUCAUUGUUCCUUUCGCCGGCUUCCAGCUCCUGGAUAUCUAUUGGAAGAAUGAGCAUCGCUUGAUGUGCACUUCGGAGAUCUGUACCGCUGCUGAGAGGGAUCGCUAUGAGAAAUCGAUCUACAAAGCUCAGAGGAAUGUGAUUUUAUGCACUUCAGCUUGUUUGCUCUACUGGUGUGUCUAUCGCAUAUGUAAAUAUUACAAGGAGAUUCAAAAUUUGGAAGAGGUGGAGAAGAGGUACAAGAAAGAGUAGUGUAUUCAUGUUUAUCUCUGCCUCAGCAAUAGGUGCACAAAAGAGUAAUGCUUUACUUUCUGUAAGAACCUUGUAUUACGUUGUCUUGUUAUGAUUUUUGAAUUUCAUGCGUUUGCAAGUGCAUCUCUAUUCUCUUGUGCUUGUUGCAUUUUUUUUUUUUUUUCUGUAGCUCUAAAGCUGCUGCUUUCAAUUAUAUAUGGAAAUACAGGAUGAAUGUAAGCUGGUUAGAAACCCGGCCAUUACUAUUUAGUAGUGGUUUUCAUUGUUAACUUCACAAUAACUUAUAAAAAAUUCCAUCUGUACUUUUUUGUCGUCA
Messenger RNA from Hevea brasiliensis (rubber tree), 800 nucleotides. RefSeq lists its product as uncharacterized. The coding region runs from base 95 to 484 and encodes 129 amino acids. The transcript is spliced from 4 exons. NCBI's taxonomy places the organism in Eukaryota, Viridiplantae, Streptophyta, Magnoliopsida, Malpighiales, Euphorbiaceae. Gene Ontology annotation, cellular component: endoplasmic reticulum membrane; endoplasmic reticulum. The record is from RefSeq and is a predicted model, not a curated record. Gene Ontology annotation, biological process: intracellular protein transport; endoplasmic reticulum to Golgi vesicle-mediated transport.